This is a messenger RNA of Mollisia scopiformis, 1851 nucleotides long. RefSeq lists its product as uncharacterized. The record is from RefSeq and is a predicted model, not a curated record. The transcript is spliced from 6 exons. Gene Ontology annotation, biological process: regulation of DNA-templated transcription. Gene Ontology annotation, cellular component: nucleus. Lineage: Eukaryota; Fungi; Ascomycota; Leotiomycetes; Helotiales; Mollisiaceae. Gene Ontology annotation, molecular function: DNA-binding transcription factor activity, RNA polymerase II-specific; transcription cis-regulatory region binding; zinc ion binding. Bases 1 to 1851 code for a protein of 616 amino acids.
AUGGAGGAUACAAACGUUUCUCUUCCUACCAGAAGCCGUGCUCCAGGUCACCGUGCCUGCAUCCCAUGCGCCCGUGCUAAAGCAGGAUGCGUGCUUGUCCCUGGCCUUGAUGGAAAAUGUGAAAGGUGUGUUCGACUACAAAAAACGUGCGAGCAAGCCGUAGUUCGGGAACGGACUCGAACAAGACGGACUGGUGAGACAAGAGCUUAUGUCAAAAAGUUAGAAGAAAAGCUGGAUGGUCUAGUCUCGUUGAUCCAGUCACGAGAGCUGGGUGCUGAAGCCCAAAGCAGCUCGUUCGGUGAUCCGACGGUGCACGACCAUCUGAACAAAUCAUCUGGCAGCCAUGAGAUGGGUUCGGAUGCUUAUUUAGAUAGCAGCAUCGCUGCUUCAUCUAUGCUCAACACUGGAUCCUAUUCUACAGAAUCGGUCUCCACCCCACCAUCCUCACACCCGGUGGAUGAGAUGCUCAGUGCUCAAGAAGUCGAGAUGUUCCUAAACAUCUUCAAAAACGAGAUGUGUCCGUCGUUUCCAUUCAUUCGACUUGAAGAGUCUGUAACCGCGACCGAUCUACGCCGAGACCGACCAUUCUUUUUCCUUUGCAUUAUGGCAAUCACGAGUGGCAACACAGAUCAGAAAAAUGUGAUGACGAACCUCGUCAUGGAAACUCUGGCCAGUAGAAUGUAUGUGCAUACUGAGAGAGACUUGGAUAUGCUUCUCGGUAUCCUCACAUAUAUAGCAUGGUCAUAUCAUCUUGUCAUGUAUAAAGGCCAGAAAACAGCUCUCUUUGCUUCCGCCUCCGUUUUGAUCAAUGAUCUAGAACUUAAUCGGCCUUCGCGCAUGAAAGCCUCAGCCAAUGAUACCAAUCUGUUCGAAGCCGCUGUACCAAGUACGAGCCAAUUCCGCCUCAAAAUCAAGUCGUUUGAGACCGUGGAACACACUCCGGAGGUACGACGAGCGUUGCUAGCAUAUUUCUACCUAUCGUCGAUCGCAUCUUCACUGCUCUAUACCGCAGAACCCCCAAGAGUGACGAAGUACAUCGAAGAUUGUUAUCAAGUGUUGAGUGCUUCUAACGAUCCGAACGAUGAACAUGCAUGUGCACUCGUUGAAUCGCAAUUGAUAGUAGAAAGGAUGAAUCAGGCUCCUUGGAAUGGUGAAUCACCACUAAGCACAACACCGUCAGUUUUCUUUGUGAAGACAAUCCAAGAACAAUUGCGAAUGUUUCGAGCGAAGAGAGCAGACCAAAUCCAGCGCAGUUUCAAACUAUCGCUGGUAUGCGAUUACAUGGACAUAUACCUUUACAAGAUUGGCCUUUUCCCAGCAUACUCGGCAGAAUUGGGGCCCAUCGCACCCAGCUUUGAGCGUCUAGAACUUGUCUAUUCAUGCCUCCUGGCCGUCAAGUCCUUUUUCGACACAUUCCUGGCAACCCCACCUAACAAAUUCCGGAGCCUGUCGAUGCCUGACACAUGCCUAUUUAGACAUUCAUUAUUCACGUCACAUAAGCUCGUCACCUUUGAACACCCAGACUGGAAUUUGGACUCGUGUCGACAGACUAUUUCUCUUUGCGACUUGCUCGGCAAACUUGCAGUUCAAUUCGAACAAGCUGCUGUUGUGUUGGGGUUCGACACUCACAAGCCAGAAAAACAGGAUUGGUUUACGAGAGGCGGGAAACACCUUCAUCGGGUCAAGGAUUACUGGGAAAAGAAAGAGGCAGCUGAACUAGAGGUGAAUCGGGACAACACAUUUCCUGCUUACCCGCAAAUAGGAGACAUUGAUCUGCUCGAUGACGCCUUCAUGAUGGAUGUUCUAGGCUCCUGGGAUGAUCAAAACUUUGCAUACCAGAGUUUUGGUUGA